Messenger RNA from Xyrichtys novacula (pearly razorfish), 33625 nucleotides. Lineage: Eukaryota; Metazoa; Chordata; Actinopteri; Labriformes; Labridae. The record is from the annotation of a GenBank genome assembly.
UCUCUUUGGAUUUUUUUAUUUCAUUUUAUUUGUAAAAAGUAAGAAAAAAUAGUCACACAAAAGCAAACCACAUAAGUCAUUAUAUUUAGUGGUCAUGGAGUGUCCAAAAACUUUUUUCUUUCUUACUUCACAAAAAUUAGGUACAGAUGUCACCACAAAACAAAACAAAAACGAAUAGAAAUAAAAAAAUUUGCUCUUAAACAGUAGACUAAACGUUCACUGAAAUGAGUCGAUUUAAAGAACCGACUCGUUCGCGAACUUCUCAUCCCUCGUUGUUUUCAAAACAGCGACGGCGAGCAGCUGAGCACUGCGGUAUUAUCCGAGCAGCCCGACACCAGACUCCUCGGACUCGGCUCGUUUUACACUCGUUUUCUUCGACGAAGACUCUGCGUCGAUCGCUUCUCUUUUAUUCACGUUUAUCGGGGGGUUUCACGGAAAAAUAAUCGCUAAAUGACAGUCUGUCUCUCCCGCUGGGAGGACAGCUGGUGCGGUGAUACCAUCGGGGGGGUGAUGCCCUUGACUCGGGGAGGAGGAGUUUGGAGGAGAAGGGGGGCACCGUCAUCUAAUGGACCGAAAGCACUGACAUUGUGACUGUGUGGUCUUCGUUGGCAGGACUGUCAGGGAUGCGGCGCAUGCUCUGCAAGUUCAUUUCAUCCCUGCCAGCCGCGGAGCAGCAUCGUCCCGCUGAGGGAGGCCGUCGAGAGGAAAUGUUGUUCAUCCGCAGGGAUCCCUGGAGCUCCGCCGGCCGAGCUGAGGAGGCCUGAGCGGUGUCCACCUCCAGAUUAAAUGGUUGCUGGAGGCGAGUGUGCAUGACAAGAUAAACUGCCCGGACUGAGGCUGUCCUGGCUGCCUGCAGAUAAGCAGAAGCUGUGAGUCUGCUCUCCUCAUUGGUUGACAUUGUUGCUUUUUUGGGCCUCAGACUGUGUUUGUGGGAGUAGAUGUUCUUAUUAAUAAUGAAUGUAAUGGGCAGCAGCCCCUAAACUGUGAGUCCAGGGCGAGGAACUGGGAGGGUUUGUCUCUGAACCCCAAAGAAAGGUGGGUUUAACUGGAAAUAAUGGCGGACCACGAGGAAGCAGAGCUGUCCGAGUCCCUCCAGAAGAAGGACGAAGGCUUGACCAGUGAGGUAGAGGAACCAGACUGUAAAUCGAAAAGUUUGCCUGUUUUGACUGAAGCGGAGCCUCAGGAGGAAACCCUGCUGGAGAAUUCUGUACGGAUGUCUAUCACGGCAGAGGAAAGCGCUGAGUUUAUCCAGCCGCCAGCAAAGACUGAGUCCUUCCAGGCUGAGUCCCCGACAAGACCAAACUUCUCGCCAAAGCCGGGGAAGUCGGCGCUGAACAGGCCGAGCUCGUACAUGGAGAACACGGAGAUACGCAGGAGUAAAAGCUUAGCGAGAAGGAAGCCGCCCGGGUUUUUCGCAGCCAGGUUAGCGCGGAUUCGUCUACCCAGUAGGAAGUACCUGGGCCUUAUCUUACAGGACUCUCGAUGCUUCCUGUUCUGCAUGUGCUACCUGACGUUCAUCCAGUCGCUCAUGGUGUCCGGUUACCUCAGCAGUGUCAUCACCACCAUCGAGAAGAGAUACAGCCUCAGGAGCUCUGAAUCAGGCCUCCUGGUUAGCUGUUUCGACAUCGGGAGCCUCCUAGUGGUCGUCUUCAUCAGCUACUUUGGCGGGCGGGGUCAGAGGCCACGCUGGCUAGCAGUGGGCGGGGUUUUCAUCGCUGUUGGUGCCGCCCUCUUCUCCUUACCUCAUUUUAUCUCCCCGGCUUACCAAAUCCAGGAGGUGAACUCAUCCUCUGGAAAUGAGGGUCUGUGUAUGAACAGCAAUGCUAGCGGCAGGGACCGCGUCGACAUCACUUCCUGUCCCAGAGACCAGGAGGGCAACGAGCACAACCUGUACGUGGCGUUGUUCGUGAUCGCCCAGAUCCUGGUGGGCAUGGGAUCCACGCCCAUCUACACACUGGGCCCCACCUACCUGGACGACAACGUGAAGAAGGAGAACGCUUCGUUGUAUUUGGGUAAGAGCCAAUCAGAGUAGCCCUGUAGCAGUUGGUGCCACAGAUUGGUCAAUGGUAUUGAAUUUGUAUCAAUCAGUGACAUCUGCUGUGAUUGAAAUAUAAAAGCAGGUGUUUAAGUAUGGUGGCCCUGAAGGUCAGUGGCACAAAUAUUUCAGGAAGCUGAUAACUACGGCGCUACUUAACUACAAAGUUCUUGACUACUAAGCUAUUAAACUGCUAAGCUUCUAAUUUCCGCAUACACCAGAGCAAACUUCAAAUCGAUACUUGUGUGAUGAUAUAUUAUUGGAAAAAAAAUACACUAAAAGCACUUAAGCUUGGACCAAUCACAAUCAGCCACUUUCAAAUACAUUUAAAAAUAAUUCAUGCUUCCGAGAAUUUUUUAGUUUUUUAAAUGUAUUUUUGCUUUUAUAUUUAUUUGUCUUUCGAAAAUAAUUUUAAGUCUUUAUUUGUUUAUUUGUGUUUUCAUAUUUACCUUUCUAAAAUAUAUUUUGUUUUUUACUGUAAAUUUGUGAUUCCAAAAUAUUUUUGUUUUCAAAAAUUUUGCAUUUUCUAGAAUAUUUUUGUUUAGAAAAAAAUGCCAUUUUCUAGAAUAUUUUUAUGUUUGAAAAAAAAUGCACACUAUAUAAUACUGUGUUUGCGAUGUUGAGCUUUGUUACCAAAUAUUUUGACAAUUUAAAAAUGAUUUGGGUUUCUAUAUUUUUAAAUUUUUUAAUUUAUCUGUGUUUCCAAAGUAUUUUUGUGCUUCUAAAAUGUAAGUUUCUUAAACCUUUAUUUCUCAUUUUAAGUUUUGUUUUUUUUUGAAAAUAUGUUUUAAGUGAAACAUUUUUGUGUUUUGUAAAAUAUGAAUUCAUUGCCUUCUUGAAAUAUUCAUGCCAUUGACCUUCAGGGCCUCCGUAGUUUGACUCUUGUAUAUUUGGUGUUGAAUUUAUGCUCCAUUUUAUUACAAAAAGUUGACGUUCACAUCCAGCAGACUGCAGCGCAUGAUCAUACAUCUGUAAAAAAGUCUAAUAUCCAGGUUAGAAAUCUGAUAAAUUUGUUUGUUUACGCUGUGAAAGUCCAGAAAAGGGAACCAGAAUGUAGAUUUCAGUGAUUAAACAGAAGGAUUAAGGCUCACUGUAGCUCAUUAAUGCUGAUAUUUGGUCUGCAGAAACCUAAACCAGAACAAAACCAUGGUGGAGGGGAUAUUUCAUCAACGUGUUUGUUGACUCCAGAUAACCAGCUGCUAAAUUAAGCUGAGUGUGCUGGUACCUUCAAGCCCCAAACACAAUAUGAGAUGGAUUCUUUUAUUACUGCAGAAUUGUCACUGAUGUGUAAUAAGUGUAAUAACUCAGGGCUGUGGAAACAGUCAGUGCAGGUGCUGUCUGUGUCUCUGGCCCGCAGCUUGUUGCUGUUACAGAAUCUGUUUGUUGGCCGUCACUGACGUCAUUUCAUCUCUUUUGUGUCCUGGAAGAAUAUUUCAGUCUUGGUUUGUCGACAAUCUCUGAACCGCAUUACAAACGGCAGAGUUCCAAGGAAGAAUGCAGAAGGUGUUCAGAGAUGAGGAAACAUGUUCCUGUCUGACUCCGAUUUUAAACUGUAUUUUUAGAAAAUGCAGAAAUCCGGCACAGUGAGGGUACUGCCAUGUAAGAGCAAUGCAUUCUGGUCUAUGUAGGCCAGACGUACUGGUAUUCAGUGGAACAUGCUUGGAGUAAAUGAGGUAUAAUGUUCAUACAUGUGUUUAAAUCAGUGAAUCACCUUAUAAGCACUUAGUUAGGAGCAGCUACUCGACAGUAGAGACGUCUGUCUUGCACUUCCACGUUUCUACAGUAGCACAGAAUGGACAAACUAGUGACAAACACAUUUGGCGUUUGCAAAUUGCCUCAAAUGGAAGAUGAAACAGGAGAAGAGAGGGAUUGUUGUGUGAAAAAUUGAUGGAAAGGCCACCGUCACUUGACCUUUGGAAGGGGUGAAAAAUCUAACCAUUAAAUGUCAGUAUCAGAUUUUGGACAAAAAGCACAUCUAUAUUGUCCUUUCCUGCACACCGUCUUCAUGCUUCCUCCAAUAAGAAAUAACAACAGCACCGGUCUCCUCUUAGAUUAGUGUAUAUUUCAGUAGGAGGCUUGUGUUGCCUUGUUUCAGAGAGGACAGAAACGUCGACUAAUGUAGGAAAUAAGCCACGAGCUGAAGGCGCAACCUUCGUACAUGGACCGCAUGCAUAAACUGCGAGGCUGUAAGCAACGCCAUCACGCUUCUGAACGGCAUAUACAACCCCAAAAACUAUCAGACCGCUAGUUGAAAAGUCAGAAGCUGCAGCCUGUUGACCUUGAGGAUGUUAGUUGGUUUUCAGUUUGACCUUGACUUUCUCAUUUUGAAAGGAUGGCUGCAAGUAGUUUUGACUUUGCUGUAAAUGCGCGCCUAAGUAAGGUAUCAACCAACAGAUCUUGACCCAGGUGUCUUAAAAAAAACAAGUCUGCUGUAGGGCUGGGUGAUAUGUCCUCAAAUCAAUAUCACAAUAUAUUGAUCAGUUCACCUCGAUAACGAUAAAUGGACGAUAACUACUCCACAAGCUGCUCACCCCCUCCCACAUUAACUUUGUCUACUUCAGCCGCUACAACUUUCGAACCCUCCUCCAUCUCCUCACCUGUCUUUUCCUCGUUGGUUAUUGUUGUAAAUUUCAGUAUCGGUAAAUUUUCGGUUUAUUGCCCAGCCCUAGUCUGAGGACUCUGAUGGGAAUGUUUCUGGCACAAGAUGUCGUUGAGAAACCAGCUGCUAGACUGCGUGUAAAGAAACAAGAAACUCAAAAACAAGUGCUAGAUAGUGUCAAAUGAGGUUGUAGAUUUCGUCUAACAAUAGCAGAGCUAGCACUGCCUCAGGCCGAGUGUUAAUAUCAAAAUAUUGUUGAAACCACCUUGAGUCGGCAUCUGUUAUCUGUGGUUGUUGACAUCCAGGUAGAAGUAGCUUUAUAGCAUCAUACAAGACAUGGCAGAAGACGUAAACAGGACACACGUCUUCAGUAGCAGGUUUCAGUCUUGAGGAGAUAUGCCUCCUCUGUUUCAGUUCACCUCCACCACGGCCCUUUAUUUAUGGCGCUGGCUUUGUGUAGGGGACAGUCGUCACUGACAAGCAGGAAAGGCAAAGUUAGAAGCGCUCCAUUGUGUGAAACAUCAUUGUGUAGCGCCCAGAGAUCCACCGGUCAGCAGCUGUACACAAUGUCUGCACGCUCACACUCUCGCCGUUUAGCAGCUGUGUGCAUUCCAGCAGCACGGCGCUUUGAAGACGCAUCUGCGGCGAGCAUUCAACACCGCAUUUGUCACUUCACCCGUCAUACGAAGCCUCCGAGCAGGCCCCAGUGCUUCGCUAAGAGGCACACCAGCAGAGAGACAGAGAGCAAUAAGCAGGCAGCUGAAUUCCUGAGGUCUCUGAGCUGCCCUACAUGUCUAAUACUUGUUCCAGAUACUUCCGUGGCCAAAUCAACUGUUUGACCUGCAAACCCCCUCCGUUCCCCCUCUCUCGCUUCCCCCUUUUCACUUUCUUCCCCAGAAAUUCUCGCCUCAGUGGACUCAAACAAGUUAAAGCCUAAUUAAACCAACAAAUAGGAGCGAGGUUAUGAAAGAGGGGGAAGGAAGUCUUAUGUGCAUUCCUGUCGUCAGAGGGACGGAGUGAAAGAGGCUUGAGUAAGGUCUGAGUUCUCCAGAAACCACCAAAGAGGGUACGGUGGUGCGGUUUCACCUGCAAGAAGUUAGCUGAGAAAAAUGUGGUCGUUUCAAAAGUUCUUAUUCCGCAGAAAUUUGCAAAAGUCACAAGCGCUACCAGGUUCUUUGGCAAGACCCACAAAGAGAGGGGGAGCUUGUCCGGGGGGACCCACUUGACCAGUUCAGUUUGGCAUGUGGUUGCUUUUGUGACGGCCGAGUGGAAACACUUCAAUAGUCAGGUCAGUAUCGGCAGAAGCAAGUUGGUGAAGUGGGUUUAAGUCGGCUGAAAUGAUAGUGACUGUGCCUCCAUGAGUUACUAAUCGACUCUACAUUUACAUCAUGAGAAUAGUGAUAGUUUAAUACAAAUACUAGGGUAAAAAAUAAAUACAUAAUAUUAAUAAUAAUAAACAUUAUUAUUAUAAAAAUAAAUAAAUAAUAAACCAUAAAUAAAAAAACUAAUAAUACUAAUUAUUAUAAAACUAAAAAAUUAUUUAAGAAUGACUUUAUUUUUUAAAAAUAAAAAUACCAGGAAAAAUAAAAAAAUAAAUUUCAUAAUAAUUACUAUUAUUUUUUAAAAUAAAAAUAUAAAUAAAUAAUGAAUAAAUCAUAAAUUUAAGAAACUUAAUAAUUUAAGAAUAACUUUAUUUUUUUAACAAAAAUACUAGGAAAAAAUAUUAUUAUUUUUUUAUUAUUAUUAUAAUAAUGAAGCGAAAUCCUAAAAAGACAGUGAUUAUAAGGACGGCAUGUAACCGUCCUUCGUACUCGGAUGAGGCGACAAUCUGCCCAUCAGGAUCUACAUAAUCACCAACAACUGUCUUCUGCUGCAGAGAAUGAUAAGCUUUAGGUUUAUUUUCACACAUGCAUAAAAUCUGUACUAAAUACAAGAAGGUUUAGAGGACGGGCGGCACGCAUAAAACCGAACAGUGAAAAAUGUAAGCCUCGUCUGCUGCUUCUUCUGAUCGGUCACAGAACGAUAAAAAAACAGUCAAAAACUAUAAAUAUUGAGUUGAUUAGUAACUCAUAGAGGCACAAGCUCUCACGUUAUUGUUUUGGGUUCGCAAUAAAGUUUUUAAACGUACCUGAUCAUCUUUCAUGGGGCGCUCACACCAAGCGCAAGUAAAUUCAUCUACUCGCUUAAUUCGCGCGAAUCUAGACGCGCGAAUGAAGAGUACGUACUCGCUUUAUUCGCGUGUCAACGGUAAUCCCUGCCAAUUCAACCAGCGAGAUCAAGUGAUAGACAAAGAUUUUUUAACAAUUAAUCAGGUAAUCCGACCUCCUCACUCACUCGCCUCCAGGUGAGAAUUUUUAGCACGAUAUUUUAUUAUUUCUAAAAGAGGCUUUUCGCAGCCUGAAACGUUGCAAAAAUUGUGCUAAAAAAGGAGAGCUUUGGUGCACAAAUAAUAAGCUUAAUGGCUAAAUUUCUGCAUUACCUGCUCAAAUGCUUCUCUAACUCUCUCCCUUUAACACACUUUGCUCUUGUACAGUAGUUUAAUAACGUCUCACUGCAGCAGCAGCUGUCACAGAGGCUCUUCUGUAUCAACAGAGGAUGGAGACGCUCAUCUAUUCCCCAUUUCUCCGCCGGCUUCCUCAAAAUUAGGUUAGAUCCUGAUGAAAUAGAGCUGCUGUAUCUGCACCCCGGUUGUGGAAUUGGGUUAAGCAGUCAAUUAACCUGCUGGAGAGAAAAGUAUUAAAAGUUUCGAAAUACUUAGUUUGUGGGUUAUUUUUAGGCCACUGUUAUAUAUUUUUAAAAACACCUCAGCGGGAGAUUUGACGUGUUUGUUUGCAGGUUCGACUCCCUCUUUCUUUCUCUUCCUGACGCCUGAAGUGAGUCUGGUUUUGUUGAGUGUAAGGCGUGCUCAGAAGCAGCUCGGAUGAUCGUGUUAAAGCGGAAACAUGAGCAGAGACGGAUGAUGUCUUUAGGAAAUCUGCAGCUGCACUCUGAACUCAGCAGAUAGAUCUCUACUCUUCAUUUGCCCGCCUGCUUUUCCGCUGCAGACACUUCCUAGACACAGAUAGAUCGACCUGCUACUAAAGCGGGGCGGUGUUUCCCAGCACAUGCCCCCCCACCACCACCACCCUCGUUAGAUCCGAACCGAAAUCAAUCAGCACAGUUUGUCUGGUAAUCCCCCGUCAGAUCAGAGGUGUCGGCUGUGAGGGGGGGAGUCAAACUUCGCGUGAAUCUUAAGGAUGGCCGUGCCCUCUGGGAUCAGAGCCAGCGAAGCAGCAACACAAUGAAACAUAUUCUGUUUGAGCGCGGCGGACCCGCCCUGAAUAAUCAGAACAAGAGACGUCACUGCAGGACAAAGAUGGGUUUAUUCCCUGUAAUUUGAUUUAAGACGGAGGAUCCAGCUGAAGAAAAAAGCUCUGUUUCACACAGAUCUUUGAUCGCUGAGGUUACUCGAUGUGUUUGAUGUAGCUUUUUGUGGUUUGAACACCUGACUGUGGUGUGGUUUUGUGUAAUUUUGGAGAGAGUCACAUUCAGGGGUGGGAAUCUCACCCUUAGAGGACACGCCUGUUGGAUUUGAUCCUUGAUUGGCACAAAAAAACAGAAACGGUUUUACUGAAUAUAAUGUAAAAAACAUCCUUAUGUAUUUUAAUUUUCCAGUACAGAAGAGAAUAAACUUACUUUACAGUUUAAUUAUGGCAAAAAAUCAACAUCACAGUUUGUACUUGUACUAAAAGAAACCAGAAAGCAUCGAUUCAAAACUUAAGGAGCACUUUUUCACCCUCCCUGUCUUUGCAGCCUCUCUCCCGUCCCUUGGCUUUUCGGACACAUUUAACACACUCUGGCCUCUCAUUUACAUCCAUAAUUAAAGGUGUGUAACUCACGUCUCACAUGCUGACAUAGUUUUUCGAUAUUAAGCAGGUUUCCUGAAAUUCGAUGAUAACCUAAAGCUGGAUGGUUUUCAUCAGCAGCAGCAGGAUGAUCCUGUUCCCACCAUGACCUUCUUCCUGUCAGUCAAGGUCAUUUAACAUUUAGUUUUUGAGUCGCACUGGGCUGCAAUUUUGCAAGUCCUAAGAAUUUAGAUCCAUUUUCAUUUUAUAUUAAGAAUUUAAGAAUAGUGAUAAUUUAAUAAAAAUACUAGGGUAAAAAAAUAAAUAAAUAAAUAAAUAAAAUAAUAAUAAUAAUAAUAAUAAUAAAUAAAUAAAUAAUAAACCAUAAAUAAAAAAACUAAUAAAACUAAUUAUUAUAAACUAAAAAAUAAUUUAAGAAUGACUUAAUUUUUUUUUUAUAAAAAUACUUGGAAAAAUAAAAAAUAAAAUAAAAUAAAUUUAUUAAUAAUUACUAUUAUUUUUUAAUAUAAAAAUAUAAAUAAAUAAUGAAUAAAUCAUAAAUUAAAAAAACUAAAACUUUAAACAAAAAUACUAGGAAAAUAAUUUAUUGUUAUUAUUAUUAUUAUUAUUAUUAUAUAAAUAAAUUAAUAAAUCACAAAUUUAAAAAUAACAACUUGUAAUUUAAGAAUAAUUUUAUCACUUUCAGGAUCAGGUUUUCUGAUUUUUCCACAAACUGCCACGACUCUGGAUUGAGUAGUUAAACACUAAGACGUUGAUCUGCUUCCACUCCUGGGUCUGUUCAGGCUCUCCUUCUGGUUUUGGACCCAUUUUACCUCACAGCUCCAUGUCAGUAAAGGUGAAGCACCCUGCCGUCAGCUGCAGGAAAAACAUUCUGGUGCAUUCCUGCCCUGCUUCUCCUUAGCCUAGAUAUGAGAUCAUGCCCAAAGGCGUGACAGACAUCCAUUAGAAUAAUUCAGCACAAUAUUGCUUUGUAACCCCAAUAAGAGACGCUCUGUUUGGCUCCAAUGCAACAAGGCAGCAGGCCACUCUGCAGCCACUUGAAAUUUUAUGGUGCCAGCUCAGAGACGCGAUACGGUCGUGGUCGAGGUUGACAGCGCCGGCUUGUCUUUGUCAUGUUAUUGCGUGUGUCACCUCGGACCUGGAGUUCCUGCACAGAUUUGACCUGACAAAGCUUUUUCUUUUUGUGAUACUAAUGUGAGGCUGGUAUUGGAGGAUUAAACUGUCAGAUGUGGCAGGAUUUAGUUUCACAGUGGACUCAGACAUGUCUGCAUGUUAGCCUGAUCAAAACAGGCUUAUGAACCGGUCUGUCUGUCAGGAUCAGUGACAUUUCUGGGCUGCACAUGUGAAAGAGAAGAAACUGUGUGUUUGUUCGUCUGAUGUGUUGGUUCUCUGUGUUGUACCACUAAUGGUCUCUUUGGGAAUAUUAAACUGAGUCAAACUGUAGAGCUUGGAAAGAAAACAGUCCAAGAACGAUUUCCUUUUACCCUCAUGGUGCAGACGUACUGCAUAUACACUGUUCGAUAACUUCUCCACAAUCACUUUCAUGUCUCCGCUUUGUGUUUCUGAAACUUCCUUUAAUCGCUCAGCUGUUUCAGGACUUUGAGCGUUCAGCUGCAGUCUGACACAUAUAUCAGGACGCCUUCUCACAGAUUUCACGGAGGCUGAUGUCGGCGGUGGCAGCCCGUUGGGAAGUUGUAGCGAGACAGUGCUGGGUCAGCAGAUCGCCAUGACGACGCUGCCACAGCCGUAGCGUUUCAUUGUGUCUCCCCUCUCCUCAUCCUCGUCACGGUUUGGCCUGCCCCCGGCCUCGUCUGUGUCUGUCCGUCCCUCCACAUGACACGGCCUUCUCUCUGCUGAUUUGUGGAGGUUAAAAAGAAAAAAAUCAUCCGUCAACCUUCGAAGAUUUAAUGAACCCUCAAAUAAAACUUCACUCCUGAUUUAUGUCUCUGACUGAAAGCUUACAAGGUUUGGCUUGUUCGCUGAAGUCCAUGUUUUCCUCCGGCUCUUGAAACCUUUUAAAACAAAAACACGCAGUAAUUUCAAAAUUACAUUUCACACUUAAUGACUCGUAGAAACUUUGAAUUUACAGCAGCCGUCAGUUUGUUUUAUGAUGGUGUUGAGGCGCUUAAGGUUGGUCCAGCACAUUCACAUGAGAGUGAUCAGAGUCUUAAAGGCAACAGGUGAAACUUCUAACUGCUUCAUUUGAGCCAACAGUAAAAUACUCUUUAUUUUCUUUCACUCCCGGUCGUCUGUCUCUCCACCAGCGGCCCGGUCGUGGUUUAUCCCUCUGCUGAUGGUCUGCACGGUGUUGCGUAACGCGGCAGCCCGCCAGCCGAGGGUUUUCCCUCUCCUCCUACUAGAUAAGGGAUUAUCCACGAUGCGACUGGGUCCCCUUGGAAAGCCCAAGCCCUCAAUCCCAUCCCGAUGCUUUAUCAUCCCGGGCUCUGGCUAUCUCAGGCGGAUGAUGUAACAGUGGAGUGGAGGGAUGUGUUGGAGGGUCAGAAAUAUGUUUUCUGAGAAGAUGAGUAACUGCAGAGCUCACACUGAUGCUGCAGCUAAAGAGGCUCUGAAACGCACCUAUAAGCUCUCAGUUAUAUAUCAUUUCUAUAACAAGAGCUGACUCGAGGAGAAGGUUUACGGAUAUAAAAACAGUCGGUAGUUUUCAUUAUUAUUGUUCACAGUUAAAAUGGCAGAAUGACCGUUUUAUUCAACAUUAAUGUAAUCUGUCUAAUUUAGCAUCCUUGUGUAUACAUACUGUAUACACAAUACAAUAGGAUGCAAUAUUGAUAGAGAUAGAGUGGGGUAAGUUGAGCCACCCCCUGUUGCUUGGAAAUGGUCAAAGAAAUUGAUCAUGUGACCAAAUAUUUAGGAGGUGGGCAUCAAUUCAUGGAGUCUGAGAAGGUUAGAAGGACAUGGGUGACGAAUCAGAAUAGCACAGCACAAUAUUUACCAUAAGACAGUUGGUAACCAUGACGAUGUGAUAUGAUCCAAUUAUGAUAUUAAACAAUAUAUGAGAUAUCAUAUCACAUCAUUUCCUACAAUACAAGGCAUAACAUUACACUUUGAUCUGACCCUCUGUGGUAUAAUAUGAUCUUAUAUGAUACUCUAUAAUACCCUGUAGUACAAGAUUUAUUGAUGCAAUUUGGUCCCAUCUGAUCCAACUCCAUAUGUUAUGGGGCGGCAGUAGCUCAGGAGGUAGAGCAGUUGUCCAAAAACUGGAAGGUUGGUGGUUCGAUUCCCCUCUAUCCUGAGUCUGUCUGUUGUGUCCUUAAGCGAGACACCUUGUUCCCAGUGUGUGUGUCCUCCACUGGUGUAUGAUUGUGAGCGAUGUGUGAUGGUGGUCGAGGAGGCUGUAGGCGCAAGUUUUCGUCAGCCUGCUGUGACUACUAAGGUAGUUUACCACCACCAAGGUGUGACUGUGUGAGCGAAUGAAUGAUGUAUCCAAUAUCUAUAUGAAAUCUGAUGUAAAAUUAUUUUUAUUAUGUUGCAAUACAGUAGGAUAAGAUAUCGUACGAUUUGUGGUGUGAUGAUAUGAUAUGAUACAAUGGAAUACGAUAUGUUACACUAAGAUACAAUAUGAUAAAUUAAGAUACAAUAUGACAUGAUACAGUACAAUGCAGUAUGAUGGAAAACGAUACAAAUCGUUGCAAUAUGAUACAGUGUGAUAGGAUGGCGAUACAAUAUGGUCUAAAAUGAUACAAGAUACAUUCUAAAAGCCUACAAUAUGAUACAAGACAGAACGAUACAGUACCUUACCAUACCAUCUGAUAAAGUUUGAUAGAAUACAUUAAGAUCCCCGUAGAGCUCAAUAAUAUCAUGAUAAAACAGUACCGGGUCAUUGAGUGUGAUUAACAAGGUAAUCAUGCUAGGCCUCAUUAAAAAAAGCUGAUUAGUUAAAAAAUGGAAAAAUCUGUAAAUGUGCGAAAUUUCAAAAAAAAAUGAACCCAGAGAGCUUCAAACCAAUAAUUAGGAGUCAUGUUGAAUCUAUUCUCCUCAGUCGGCCAGUGUCACUGUAUUUCAAAGAGAACAAACUGAUGAUUAAAACUCCACAUCAGACGCCUCUCAGCGUGAACCCAGAGCUCCCCGUCAGUUCCCAGGACUCUCUGACAGUUAGAUAACCUCCAGUCUGCUCCAGUGCCUGGCCCAGCUUUGAGUUUUUAAGUCACGCCACUGGAUUUUUGUCUUUCCCUUCAACCCCGGCCAAGGACUUUAGGAUGUUAAUUCCCUCUAAUUGGAGAAAUCUUAUUCUCAGCCUCCAGCAGGACCCUCAUUACACGGUCAUAUGAUCCGCACACAUGACCCGCACACACGGCCUUUUGUACCUGGCUCUGAAAGCGAGAUUAGAUUGAGUUGUGGUGUUGCAUAAGGGUUAAAGUUAGGCAUCUUGUUUAGAUAAUUGAGCAAAUUUGACACAGAAGUUGGCACAAAGACCUCCUUUUUGCUGUAACCGUGUUUAUUCGACACUAACAGCGAAGGAGUCAGGUGUAAAAAGAGUUUGAACUCUGAUGUCAAAGUUAACGGCAAUAUCUCUAUCAAUCAAAAUAAUACUGCUACUUAAUCAGAUUUCUACGAUCGUAAUACUUAAUGACUUGUCCAAAGACAUUAUCUCAUGCUUUUACUUUGGGAGUUUGAAAGUGAGAGGGUUGAGUAGCAGUGAUCGAUAUAGAUGUAAAGAGGAAAGAGGGACUCAGGCCACUGAGGGGGUCUAUGUAGACGGCAACUGCGUUUUCAGGAGAUGAAAACGUAACAAAGUGAAAACCCCCUCCAGAGUGGAAAUGUUGUAAACACUCUGCUAGUCUCGCUUUCUUCUAAAGUACAAAAACGCUGAAAACUGUCAAACCUGUGACGUCCUGGCUCACACUUAUGACAUCAUAGCCAUGCGCAGCUUCCUUGAAAAUAACAACAACAACCAUGCUAGACAUUCGAGUCGCUUCAAGUUCUAUGUAUGCGUUGUUGGUCUAUAUGGGACCGCGGUCACGCCGACAUGCGCCACCUAGCGACCUGGCAUGCACAUUACAGCGUUUUCAACCACAUUGCGUUUUUGUGUAAACACAUCAUAAAAACUGAAAACGAAACGACACUUUUCCGUUUUCUAUGGAGACCAUUUUCGUCUAAAAGUUUUGCAGCCGUUAUACUCUUGAGGACUCAUGAACUCGUCCACAGGAAGUACCAUAUUUGGUUUGUGUGUCUCUGCCCUGCCUUCCGUCACAGCUAGUCUCGACCAAUAUCAGUUUUUCACAGCCAAUGGCAUUUUUUAAGCCAAAUUCCCAUUUGACGUUGCAUGAAUUUGACAAAAUAACCAAUUUAUUUUUGAUUGGGUGUUAAUUAUUGGUAAAGUCUUCUGGAUUUGAACUUUAAUGACUUACUGGUCUGAGUUCAGUUACGUUUUUGUGCCGCCACAUUGUGCAGGUGACUUUCGUUGGUAAAACUGAAUCUGUAAGAACGGUUGAUGAGUUGAUGGUUGAUGGUUGACCUAAAUGGUCAGUAUUGUCAAUACUGUCCUUUUAAAGGUAGUUUAAUGAAUCUACAAGAGAUGGUGGUGACCCAAAACAGAGCUAAAAGUAGUCUGAGUGAGUCUGCUGGAUGUGGAAUGAAACGACCUUCUCCCAACAUUAUAAAACAGUAAUAUAUGAAACUUAAGUGAUUGUUUUUUUGCCUCUCACAGUCCAAAACCUGCCUUAAAUUUCAGCUCUGUUAUACCUCUCUUCUUCUUCUUCUUCUUCUUCUUCUUCCUUAGCCAUCAUGUAUGUGAUGGGAGCACUGGGUCCGGCAGCUGGUUACCUGCUGGGAGGAGUCCUGAUCGGCUUCUACGUGGACCCCAAGACCGUCGUGAACAUCGAUCAGAGUGACCCUCGCUUCAUCGGAAACUGGUGAGAACGAUGUGGCUGAUUUUGUGUGAUUUACCCCAAUGAAACCGAGUCAAACUCAUAAAUCUCAGUUUUACAUCAGGAGUCUGUUUUUCCUCUAAUCACGGGAACAGAAACUCAGCGAGAAAUGUUGAAAGGCUAAAAAUCAUGUCAGGGUUCAAACAUUAUCAGGAGGUGCGCUCAGCUUAGUCCAUGUCACCGCGUUCAGAGGGAUUUCGUCUAGAUUAACUCCAGUUCCAGUUCAAUGACCUGCUGGUUAGUUCAGGCUUAGCUCGGCUCGCCUCGGGACCAGGAUUCCUCAGAUGAACACGAGCUCCUCGCCAGUUUGUUGGAUGUGAUGUGAUUGCAUAAAAAGCUUAAAAGGUUUGGUUGACACCGUUUCGCUGAGAGGUUUUUGAAGUUGAAACUAGUUUUAGAUUCAUUUUUGAACUUUUUCAGGUUAAUGUAAACCGUUUUCAUGAGGCGUCGUCUUAGUUAAAGUGAUGAAAAUCUCAAGUGCAGCACAAACAAGAACAUUUAUUUUCCCAUAAGAGGAGAAAAUACUUAAUUUACUGAAAUAUUAGACUGUAUCAAGAGGCAUCAGCAAACCAAUUUCCCAUCAUUUACUCGCAGACUCUGUAAUCAGAUGUUUAGACGUGUGAUUUAAAAAAAAAAGACAAAUUUAGAUUUUCCUUUCGUUAGUCGGCAUCCAAUUGUUUGCAUAAAUUACUCGGAAAUUGGUCUCUUCAGAGCAUCUGAAACCAGCAUUAAAACGUCACAGAAUUGAAACAGACGUUAAAAAAGUCAAAACAAAAGUUGGACACAUUUGAAAUCACACCUGGUCCAAUAAGUCCAAUAAACCGAGGUAGUCCCCAAUGAACCCCCAAGAUCAGGGCUGAUCCAGGCUGGUCCAAUUCUGCAGUAUUAUUGCACAGGUCAGUUUUACAUUACUUUGCGUUACCAGGGUAACGAAUGCCGCCAAGUCGGGCUUGGCACCACCACACAACACAACAUUCACAAUCGUACACUAGUAGAGGACACACACUGGGAGCAAGGUGGAUUGAGUGUCUUGCCCAAGGACACAACAGACAUACUAGGGAUAGGGCGGGAUUCGAACCACCAACCUUCCAGACAUUGGCCAACCGCUCUACCUCCUGAGCUGCUGCCGCCCCUACUGAUAUCAGCACAAGGAGGCAAUUAAACGCAGAUAUUCUAUUCAGCAAACCAAACGUUGAUUAACGUUGACACUCUUCAAUCUUCCGGUCUCCAGCUGGUCUCCAGUUGGUUGGGCGAAUCCAAAAUGGUGAAAACAAAGGGGGGUGUUCUGAGACAGGCUGUUACCUGUGAAACUGGGGUCCUCUGAAAACAUCCCCAUUAGCAUUUGGUACGUUCCUCCUGAUGAAAUAAACCAUUGACUGUAAAUUGACGUGGAAAAAAAUCCAGUCGACCAAUCAGAGCUAAAUGUUCUAGAUCUCUAAAACGAGCUAGAAUUACCAUCACUAAGAAUGAUGGAUCCGAACCCUGCUCUUCCAAUCUAAGACGGAUCACAAACAACUUAAGCAUGAUCCCUCAACUUGAGCUGGAGGCAGCAGCUUCAACCUGCUCUGGUUUGUUUCGGUCUGAACAGGAAGUGAGGUCAGGUGAGGUUCCCUGCAGGUGUAAUCCACCUUUCUCUGGGGUUUCCUCAUUAAUAUUUCAGUUGUUCAUUCUCGCGGUCACACCGACAGCUCUACCUGAGAUUCAUUCCUGCUCCUCGGUCACGUUUCUGUGCGAGUCCUCCAUCCAUCUGUAGAUCGGUGAGGAUUUAUGAGAAGCGGUUAGUCAUCUAUUUACAGCUCUCAGUGAUGCCAUCCUCUAACUGACAGCACAACCAGUGAGUCACCAGCCACAGGCUUCCCACAUGAGUUCUAGGUGGUGAUGGCAGGGAGAGGACGAGAGCACGAGUGUUCAGAGAUUUUUCUGCUUUACAUUCAUUUAUGUAAAUCCAAAUUGAGAAUGAGUCUUCGAUUUCCCGUCCCCGUCCAGGUGGAGCGGGUUCCUCCUCUGCGCCGUGGCCAUGCUGCUGGUCAUCUUCCCCAUGUUCACCUUCCCCAAGAAGCUGCCGCCCCGACACAAGAAGAAGAAGAGGAGGAAAAAGCUGAGCCUGGACGACCUGUCCAGCGACGACGACGUCCUUAAGGAGAAGAGCAACAACAACAAGACCCAGACGGUCACCUCGUCCAUGGGCUUCGGCAAGGACAUAAAAGGUUCGAGAAAACGCUUGUUGGUGUCGGCGAUGACUUCAGAGGGGAUCUCAGAGGUUGAGGUUUUGGGUCUUAAACUUGAACAUAAUGAUGAACGAGUUAGGUAUCGGUUUGUUGACAUUAACUCUCUAACGCCACCAAUCACCGGGGUCAAAAAUAUGAUCAUUUAAAGGGAUAUUUCAGAGCUUUUCAAGUGAGGUUGUAUCAGUUGAAUAUUACUCGUGAGUGUAUUAGCCACAAUGGAUGCCAGUCAGCUCUGCCCCUUUAAUAAGAAGCUAAGAAGAGAUCCGGCAUGCAAACUAGGCUACAGUUUCCUGCAGACCAGAGUGAGUCUGCCUCAUAAUUAAGUUAAUUUUGAGAGAAAUAACCCUUUAAAAAUACUCUGGCCAUAAAAACUGGGAUUGUAGAGCAGAUUUUUGACUGAGUGAGUACAAAUAUGAGGCUGAUUCGAAGAGCGAGUUUGGUAUUUUCCAGCUAAAUAUGUUAAUUUUAUGAAGUCAGGUGAUCACAACAGGACAUACCGUCACUGUAAAUCAAAUACAUCUGCGGUAGAAGAGUCAGAAAGGCAGUGUAAAGCCUUGACAUGGACACACGGAUUUUUAAGAUCCCACUGUGAUGUUAUAGAGAAUAUUCACUCUCCUCCAGCUCAUGUUGUAAAAUGUCCAACUUCCUUUUUUCCAGACCUGCCUAAAGCAGCUGUGAGGAUCCUCAGUAACGUGACCUUCCUCUUCGUCAGCCUGUCCUACACCGCAGAGAGCGCCAUCGUCACCGCCUUCAUCACCUUCAUCCCAAAGUUCAUCGAGUCUCAGUUCGGCAUCCCAGCCUCCAGCGCCAGUAUCUACACCGGUGAGCUCAAUGACAUCAUCUAGUUUCAGAUCCACUCCUCCAAAGCCCGUCUCUCUCCUUAUAAUAUGAUGUACUUCAGAUCACACUCCUGAAUUUGGCAGGAUUCUGAGAACUGCAGACUCAAAGCUGUUCCAUCUUUGUAGAGUCUGUAAAAGCAGCUCAGGCGCAGACGAGAGGCAGACAGACCAGAUUAUUCAUACACCACCAGGACUUUAAUAUCUGCCAGUUCAGCACUGCUGUGUUCAUCUUAGAGCAGAGCAGGAGAGUCCGCCGGCCCACCGCUGCAAGCCGGCACACAUUAAUAAUGAAGAAACUGCUCGUCUUCAAAUAAAAGGGUCACCUGGGAGCAGAGCCGGAGCGCUGAGUGCAUCAAACACACUCACACAUUCAGGAACACGAGCAGAAAUGGACUCGACACAGAGUUUCAUGAAGGUUACACAUACAUGGUUAAACAGCGAGGAUGUAACAACACCCACGAGUCAUGAUGGGACAUGAACCGUGACUCUGGGUUCACCACUUCACCUUAUCACUAUAGGAUUUAACACUAUCUAUCUAUCUAUCUAUCUAUCUAUCUAUCUAUCUAUCUAUCUAUCUAUCUAUCUAUCUAUCUAUCUAUCUAUCUAUCUAUCUAUCUCUAAAAGAAUAUAGAACAUUUUUCCUAGAUGUUGUCUGUUUUCUUUAUAUUUAAAGUUAAUUUUGCGGAUGUUUCUGAAUAAAAGCAUUUUUAAAAUUCUUUAUUUGAUUAAAAAUAUUUAACAUAAGAUCUUUUUUAAUUUUAUGAGAGUUGUUGGAAACAUUUUUAAAAAAAAUAUGAAUAAGGCUCGACCAAUAAUCGGCACGGCAGAUAAUAUCGGCCAAUUUACAAUAAUCGUCUUGGUGAGUAAUAUACGCUGAUAUUCAGCGUUUUUACAAUUAUCGGCACUGGCUGUUUUUUCCAUCGAUAGCCAAUAAAAUUUAUUUAUUUUAAAAAGCGCUGAUUCAGCAUUUUUCUUAUAAUCAGCAUGGCAGAUAAUAUCGGACGAUAUUCAGCAUUUUUACAAUAAUCGGCUUAGUGGAAAAUAUCAGCCGAUAUUCAGCAUUCUUACAAUUAUCGGCAUCAGCUGUUUUUUCCAUCGAUAGCCGAUAAAAUUUAUUUAUUUUAAAAAGCGCUGACUCAGCUCUUAUACAGCCGCCUCUCUCUGCCUGAAGUCUCCACUCUUGGCUGUGUAACAAUGUCCCGCCUACAGUCCCCACAAACAGCCAAUCAACACUCAAGCUUCUAUAUACUAAUAUAUAUCAGUAGCAGCCCUAAAAAAACAUAUUGGUCGAUCAUUUAUUAUCACUAGUUUCAAUUGAACUCAUGUCUAAAAUUUCACAAACAGACAUUUCAUUUUGACAGCUCAUGUCCAGUGAUCCCUCGUUAUUGUGACUGCAUUUGCACCCUUUAGGAGUUCCACUUAGGAGCUCCCCCUACUGACUGGUUGCAGAAUAGGUCAUAAAGCCUCUAUGUUUGCAAAGUGAGCAUGGGCCAAACCCUAAAAUCGAAAUAUAAUUAUCUAUUUGGCUUUAUUUCGGUUGUUAUGCUGCUUUAAGCUUAUGAAGAUUGGUUCAAACUAGUUUUUUCAUGUUAAAAAGAUUACCUACUGAACCUUCUGGUCUGUAGAGAAGAAGAAAACAUCACAAACACCAGCAGAGCAAUCACUGAAGUUUAUCCAACCAUGAGUGUCUGCUUCAAACCCCCCUGAGAGGUCUUUGGUGUUUUACUGAGCCGGUAAUUGAAUGUUUUGGUUAGUGGAGAGGCUCAGUAAUGACUCCUGAGACUCUUCCAGCCGGGCCGGUUCUGGGCAUGUCUUGGCAACAGGAUUUGAGUCAAAAACGAUUUGGAUGGUCUCUAAAUGCACCAGCUUUUCUCUGCAAUGCAAGGUAUGAUGACAGUCUUAUUAAAGAGGCAUAAUUGACAGAGACCAUGUCAUGUGUAAUAAAGGUUACCGAACAAACUAUAACUCUCUGGUGUUUAUGCAGAGAUCCGUAGGAGAGCCACUCGUCUUCGUAUCAUACACUUAAAUAUUGUUGAAGAAGAAGCCCCUCGGUCUGUUGGUCGGUGUGUGUCUCAGAGAUAAAGAGCCACUCAGAGCCGUCCCUCUGCUGGAGCUGAUAAAACAAGAAGCUGAGAGGAAAAGCUGAUGACCUCUUGGAGCCACAGCGUCUAUUUUGGUUUUCUGGAGCUGCUGAUAACUCGAGUGUUUCUCCAUGGGAACUUUCUCUCUGUAGGUUGUAUCGAUGUUUUCUCAGACACACACAGAGGCUUUUUACCUCUGCAGUGUACAGUCCUGAAUAUUGAACCCGCCCACCCUCCUUUCAGAAUAUGUAGACCUGACAACAUCAUUGUAAUCGAUAGUUUAAUUACUUUAUUACUCCUUGGGGUAAUGCCAACAAUAAUCUGCAAUAACAUUUACUUUUUUAUGGCGUUUCAUAUUCUCCACUUAAUCAGAUGAGUUGAUAGAGAUGAUUUGACUUUUUUGUGGUUUAUCAAUCAUCCAGUUAUUAACAAAUACUGAUAAUAUUGUUACUUCGAGAUGUCGUGUUGUUCUGUGUCCAAUCAGUGUGCGGUUAUUCCAAGAUCGUUGUAAAAAGUCACUUGCCAUUCGUGAUCCUUGGUUAAUUUCAACAGCGUUUGCGCUCUUCAGGAGUUCCAGUUUGGUCGCUGUCUCUCAGAACUUUAGGAUGAGCUGAUGAUAGACCUCGAUUAGAUCAUUCAACUGGAAAACUGUCCUUGUUCCAAUAAGUGCUGGGCAAGAAUCGAUUUAUUAAUGAAAGGAUGUCCACUUUAGAUGGUGAUAAACCCCCUUUACGAGGAGUGACUUCUUGACUGUUUCCUGGUUGAUCUUCUGUGUCACGUCCCAAAACAAUCUACAAACAUCUCUUCUUCUCUUUCUGUAGAAGGUUUGUUUACUACCCGGCUCCUUGAUCAAAUCCCAAACUGUAACCUGUGGAUCAUCGGCGAAAAGCUUGAUCCAUAACUGCAUUUUUUGGUAUGUUGGUUGGACGUUGAGGAAUUGGACUUGGUGCCCGGUCUAGUUUUAGUCUGAGGAACACGAUAAAAUAGAUUCAUCUUCUAAAUCUUUUGAGUGUUUCGUACAUGCAGGUCCUGUACGUGUGAGACUGUUGUCCUCGGUGGAAGUAUGACAAGAGCAAUCAUAGCAAACUUAACCGGGAUUUCCACCGCCAAACGCCAAUUCCUACUGGAUCUGUUUAUAAGAUGAAUUUCAUGGUGGAUUACGGACAACAGUAAUCGCAAGAACCCACGGAUUCACAUGCAAUCGCGCAACAACAAGUUGUCUGUUAGACACAGAGGCUAACCAUAUAAGCAGUAGAUUGUGUCUUUCCAGAGGAGGAAAUCUACUUCUAGACUUCUAGAAUCAGCAUCUCCCCAUCCAUGGUGUCAUCUGGGUGAAAUGACGUCUAUAAACCUUUCACUUGUUCGUCUCCGCCACUUUGCAUGGUGUGAAAUACGACCCGCCUUAAACACGGUUUUAUUUUGUGUCUGUGCCCAACUUCCUUUCCAGCAUAGGCUAAUCUGUGCUGGCGGAAAAAUAGAACUCUUGCGAUCAGCUGCGGAGUCCAGCGAUCUGCAUCGGAACAGAAAAAGGCCGCUAGAAAUUGACACAUUAACUUGAAUGGUUACGAUCAGCGGAUACAGCCUUUUCGUAACCGUUCCGGAUUUGAUGGAAGUUUGGGGUAACCAGACGUUGCCCCUUAGAUCUGAACCAGAACCCUUGUGUGAUUCUCCUGCUCUAAAAUCAGCGCUCCUUUAGCUCAUAAGUUGAAGCUCAAACGUUUAUGAAUCUGUUUCACACAAAGUUGCGCGUUUCUUUUGACUCAAAGCUGAAAUGUGUCGAUCAAAAGCUCUUACAGCCCGACCGAAGCCAAACACCUACGGUUAAACUCUAGCGAUUUCACUUUGACAGUUUGAAUUUGUCGUCAGCGCUGACAUUUUCCAUGUGUGGUUUGGUGAAAGGGCGGCAUAAUGCUGUUGUCAUGAGUUGAAUAACAAAAAUAAAAGUCUAACCUUUCCCACUGCUGGCUGGCUUCAGGUGGCAGCCCAUCAUUAGUCACACCGGCAGGUACCAUGAGUCAUCUGAACUUUCCAAACAGAAACUUCUAUUAUUGAUGGCUGGAAAUUUAAAGGCUGAACAAACAAACUCCAAAUAUUCUGGUAUUACAGCAGUAAAACCUUCUGCACACGUUCUCCCCAAAGAAAUCCCAUCUUUCAGGACUUUUGUUGUCAGAAAUGUUCCAGUGUUGAGUUGCAUAACUGUCUCAGCUGUAGGAGGAGUGGGCCGGGAAGCCUGUGAUAAAAACUGCCACUCAUACUGCACAUAUUUUUACAUUAGGCCAGUCUGUGGAGGGUGAAAACAAAGUAUUCAAUGAGAGCCUGCGUCAGGACCAGAGAAAGUCUGAGGAUUUUUGUUCGGUGUCAACAUUAUAAGAGAGUUUAUGCAGUUAUUUGAAGAACAUUUUGAUGUUUACUCACAAAUGUCCAGUGAUCCCUGGUAAAUGUAGAAGCUGCAUCUUCAGGAGUUUUAGUUUGUCGGAUGAUUUGAAUAAUAAAAAUGUACAAUCACAAAUCAGUGCAUGGAUAAACAGUCUGAAUUUGUAUCGUGUUUUUCUCCCUUCCUCUCUCAGGUGUGAUUAUUGUGCCAAGCGCCGGCGUGGGCAUCGUCCUGGGCGGGUACAUCAUUAAGAAGCUGAAGCUGGGAGCCCGCGAGUCGGCUAAGCUGGCCAUGAUCUGCAGCGGAGUCUCGCUGCUCUGCUUUUCAACGCUGUUCAUCGUGGGCUGCGAGAGCAUCAACCUGGGAGGAAUCAACAUCCCAUACACCACCGGGUGAGCGAGGGCAACCGGGAGGGUGAAUUUUGAAGUACUCUGCUGUCAUGAACCAUUGCUGACAAAGAAAAACCCUGUUGGUGAAGUUUCAAAGCUGUCGGUGUUGCGUUUUCAUCGGGGCUGAAGUUUCCUCUGGGUGUCCAGUUGUUGGUGUGAAUUUUGAGGGGGAAACAACAAAAAAAGAAAAAGAAAGGAAGUUGAGGAAGGUAGAGGAUAGUCCUUGAAUUUGCUGUUACUGUGACUUAUUUAUCUGACUCAGCAAAUUUACGAGGAGUUCAAUAAAUCAAUUUAUUGUGUUAGUCUGUCUGAAACUAGACUAAUUAAAACACGUUAACAUGUAAGUCUGACUAUCACAGCACUCAACUGAAAUCUUAAAAACUAAACUAACGUUUCUUGAUAGUGAAGAGCGAUUUUUGUCUUUACAUUAGUCGGACUGAAAGUUGUCUAAGCGUACAGCACAUGCACCAAAAUUUGUAUGAAGGGAAGCUUAAAUGUGUUGUUAGAAAGCCAGGUUGUAAACAAACUAUGAACAGAUGAAUAAGGUAUAAAAAAAAUUGAGUUGUAUCAUAACGAUCAUAUCGAAUCGUGUUGUACCGAAUCGUUAUAUUGAAUCGUGUCGUAUCAAAUCAGGUUGUAUCAAAUAAUGUCACAUUGAAUAAUGUCAUAUCAAAUCAUGUCGUAUUGAAUCGUGCUGUAUCGUAUCGGGUUGUAUCGAAUGAUGUCACAUUGAAUGAUGUCAUAUCGAAUGAUGUCAUAUUGAAUCGUGUUGUAUCAAAUCAUAUCAUAUCGAAUGAUGUCAUAUUGAAUGAUGUCAUAUUGAAUCUGGAUGUAUCGAAUGAUGUCAUGUCUAAAUAGGUCAUAAUAAAUGGUGUCAUUGCAUCAUCAAUCGCAUCAUAUCGGAUUGUGUUGUAUCGAAUGAUGUCAUAAUGUAUCGUGUCAUAAAGAAUUAGGUUGUAUCGAAUGAUGUCAUAAUGAAUGAUGUCAUAUAGGAUGAUGUCAUAUUUAAUUGGGCCAUAUUGUAUUGGGUUAUAGCAAAUGAUGUCAUAUUUAAUGAUGUCACAUCGAAUGCUGUCAUAUUGAAUGAUGUCAUAUAGAAUGAUAUCAUAUUUAAUCGGGCUGUAUUGUAUUGGGUUAUAGCAAAUGAUGUCAUAUUGAAUGAUGUCAUAUCGAAUGAUGUCAUAUUGAAUGAUGUCAUAUUGAAUGAUGUCAUAUCGAAUGAUGUCAUAUUGAAUGAUGUCAUAUCGAAUGAUGUCAUAUUGAAUGGUGUCGUAUUAAAUCAUGUCGUAUUGAAUGAUGUCAUCUCUAAUCCUGUCACAUUGAAUGGUGCCAUAUCGUAUCGAUGGUAUCGUAUCGAUCGUAUCGAAUCGUGUCGUAUCGAGCGUAUGGAAUUAUAUUGAUCGUAUCGAAUCGUAUCCUGUUGUAUGGUAUGGCAUAGCAUGGUGUUGUGUCAUAUUGUGUCAUAUUGCAUCAUUUCUCAUAGUACCAUAUAAUGAUGGUAACAUCAUUUGAUAAGUGAUAUCAAAUCAUAUUGCAUUGUUAUAUCGUAGUGUAUCGUAUUUUAUCACAAUGGACCAUAUAGUUCCACUUGGCAUGGUGUGGUGUUGUGAUGAUUUGUACCGUAAUGUGUGGUAUGAUGUCAUGUUGUGUCAUUUUGUGUUGGAUCAUUUUAUAUAGCAUCAAAUUGUGUUUUAUGGUAUGGAAUGGUGUUGUAUUAUAAGAUCUCGUAUUGAAUCGUAUUGUACAAGUCACGCUGAAUGCGUAUUAAUCAUCAUAAUCUUGAUCAGUAGUACUCAGACUUCCGUCUCUAACCCUUGCGUCUCCACCUCAGAGGACUUCCUGGAGCAAACGGGGUCUCUGAGAGCUCUCACGUUUAUCAGAGGCAGCCGUCUGCUGACUGCAGUUUGGCCUUUUCUUGUAUGAAAUCAUUUCCCAGAGUGACAGAGUCAGUGGCGGUUUUUAUCGCCCCAUCUGUGGCCCAUGUCGGAGGGUGGGGGAGCGAGCGAUCAGAUGAGUGCAGGAUAACAGACAGAGAGCCAGUAAACGGAGGCGUUUUCUUUUGGACGCAGUGUCCCCGAUGGCGAUUACAUGGCAACGAUGGAAAAUAUCCAAGGACAGCUUGGAGGAGAGGAUCUUUGGCUGAUGUCCCUCGUUUUUUGCCUCUUUUGUGUUCCUUCUUGUCUUUUUAAUAUCCCUCCAACAGUCUGUCUGUCUGUCUGUCUCGCCCUCGUGUGCUCUUUAUCCUCAGCUCAGUCCCUUUAAUUAUUUCCAUUUCUGUCUUCCUCUUUUUCUCAAUCAAUCAAUCAAUCAAACUACAUUUGUGCAGCGCUUUUUACACAACAAAACAAAACACUGCUGGUUAUCGUUUACACAAAACCCUGAGUGUAACUGACAGUAUCUUUUUUAAGAGCGGUAAUCUUAAUAAAACUGUAUUUUUAAAGGACUGUUUUGUGUUUUCUCUUCCAGACCUACUCUCACCAUGACCCAGAGGAACCUCACUGGGGGUUGUAACGUCAACUGUGGCUGUAAAAUCCACGAGUACGCUCCGGUCUGCGGCUCCGACGGCAUCACGUACUUUAACCCUUGCCUGGCGGGCUGCAGCAGCGUGGUCAACGACAGCACAGGGGUGAGUGUCUAAGGAUGACCUGGACGUUAGUCAUGUAUCAGCUGUUGAUACCAGUCCUGAUCCUGGCCUGCCUGAACUAGCUCUCAGGCUUCGUUCCAUGUAUGAUGAUCUCUCUCUCUCCUCACACGUUUAUCUUCCAGGUCCGUAACUACUCCGACUGCGCCUGCGUCCAGAGCCGGCAGGUCAUCACGCCGUCGUCCAGCGGUCAGGGCAGCAACCAGCUUCAGCUCGUCAUCGUCAAGACGUACCUGAACGAGAACGGUUACGCCGUGUCGGGGAAGUGCGACCGCACCUGCAGCACCCUCAUCCCCUUCCUUAUAUUCCUCUUCAUCGUCACGCUCAUCACUGCCUGCGCCCAGCCCUCCGCCAUCAUCGUCACGCUCAGGUACGACACAAACGAGUCACUCGUGUUUCCUCCACCUCACUUUAAAACCCCUUCAAGGGUUGAUUUGGUUGAACUCAGUCUUUAAAGUUGAGUUUUAUUCUCUGCAGGUCUGUAGCAGAGCAGGAGCGUCCGUUUGCUCUGGGAAUGCAGUUUGUUCUCCUCAGGACUCUCGGUGAGUUGAAUAAAAACAUGUAAAAAUAUCAAAACCGACAGUCGUCAUUGGCCGUUUUUCACGUGUAACCAUUUUACUGUAGAGAGAGAAAUCAGCAGAGUUAUCUGAGGACAUCACUGCCAAUCCAUUAGAAGCUGUAUCAGGAUGCGAGCGUCAGCGAAAUGCCGGGGUUGUAGCUGCGCUGCAGGUUCAGUAACUGCUGACCCACCAGCUGAUUUAGCGUCAGGAAACGAGCUUCAGUCCGUUUAACUUCAUUACUGUUCCUCUGAAUAAGGAGGACGAAGGAGAAGUGGCUCUGAUGAAUGAGACCAUCAGUGAGACGCUGUCAGUGUGAAUCAGGAUAAACAAGACGCCUGCAUUCACCAGGCAGGGGGAAGGAGGACGAGGGGCUUUGCAUUAUGGGAAAAGUAUCAAGCUCUUAUAGAGUGUGGGUGUGAUUUGUCCCUCAAAAAACUCCUUAUUUGCCUCAGACUGAUGCUGCGUUUGAGUUAGCUACGAAGUCAGAUGUCGGAGUUGAAAAUGACGUCACACCCGAGUUACCAGCGUUUCAGUCACCAAGUCGAAAAAGAAGCAAAAUCGGAGGCCAUCAAAGGUCUUUAUGGGCGAACAGCCCUGAGGUUUCAGUAACAGUUGAGACGCAAAUCCAGCUCAUACUGGCUAAAAUAAUUUUCUAAAUAAUUUUCAUUUUCCUUUAUUUUAUAUAUAUAUAUUUAAUUCCACUUUAUCAUUUAUAUUACCAUCAUUUUAUUUUAUUAUGAUUUUAUUAUUAUUAUUAUUAAUAUCCUCUUUUAUACUUACUAGCCUGUUUUCUUCCCUCUUUUUCUAUUUCUUUUUUUUGCUUUUAUUUUGGUCCUCAUGGUCCCAUUUAUUUUGUAGGGUUCUUGUAUUGCCUGGGUUUCUUACGAAAAGUGAAACAGGCCUACAAUUCAGAUGCCUGUUUUUUAACUGAGCUUUUGUUUUUAUGUGUUUUUAUUUUCAAUGUGCUGAUGCUCUGUGCUUACAACUGUUGUCUAAGCACUUUGUAAACUUCUGUUUUUAAAGGUGCUAUAUAAAUAAAAUUAUUAUUAUUAUUAUUAUUAUUAAAAUAAGAUUCUAGAGCAAGAGGCAAAGAUGGGGAACACGUCCACAAAGUCCAACUGAAAACAGGAACCACAGAACAGGAUGGGAGGAAGGGGCUGUCAUGUGGGCGUGUCCUCCAACAUUGUUUUAAUUGGACGGCAGUACCUGAUGUCAUGUUCAGGCCAAGUUCUCGAAACAAGCCAGAAAACUUUUCCAGGAUAGAGUUUGAUCUCUUAGUCUGAAACUUUGUCAGGGUUGAGAUUCAGAUUCUCUAAGUUCCCAGUUGGUCAUCUGUUUAUGAGUUUCCUUCUUUCUUUCACUUUCUCUCUGUUUUGUUAUCUUCUCUCCUCUACUUUUUUCUUCUCUUCUAUACUUUCUUUUCUAAUUUCUUCUCUUCUCUUCUCUUCUCUCCUUUCAUCUCUUCCUUUGACUCUCUUCUUUUGUCUCUUCUCUUGUUCCUGUCUUCCUUCUCUCGACCUCUUUCCUUUUAUUUAUUUUCUGUUCUAUCUUUUCUCUGAUCGUUGCUGUUUUCUUUGUCUUCCUCUUCUCCUCUUCCUCUCUGAUGUAUGACCUUCCUCUCUCUCUCUCUUUCACUCCAGCCUACAUCCCGACACCCAUCUACUUCGGCGCCGUCAUCGACACCACCUGCAUGUUGUGGCAGCAGGACUGCGGCGUCCACGGCUCCUGCUGGGAGUACGACGUCACCUCCCUGAGAUUCGUCUACUUCGGCCUCGCCGCCAGCCUCAAGUUCCUGGGCUUCCUCUUCAUCUUCCUCACCUGGUACUCCAUCAAGUACAAAGAGGAGCGGGUGGAGCGCUGGCUCAAGCGCCACCUGUCGCCCGUCGACACUGUGGGCAGCCUCGUCUGCCACCCGGGCGGCCACAAGGGCCACGCUCGCACCCGCUCCUGCCCCGUCAACAUCCCCAGAACCGAUCCCAACGCGCUGCCCGCUAACGGUCCACCGCGCGCUGGCGCCCUCAACCGCGGCAUCAGCACUCAGAGUUGCCCCGGCAACGAGCUUAAAGCAAUAACUCCUCCUCCUCCAGCUACACCGUCGUCUACAGCCUCUCCUACCCCGGCGCCGGCCCAGUCGCUGGAGCAGGUUUCAGUCCGGGUCUGAGUUUUCGGCGGGGAUGGGCUCUGAAGUCAGUCCCGCACAGGACUUUUAUUCUGAAAUCCACUCGGCUGGAUUUUAGCCGCUGUCACAAGCACCGCUCAUCACACGGGGGUCCUGCUCUCGUCCUAGAACUCUUGUCGGCUGGUUAGACGCUCGUAAAAGCUUUCAGGUUUCAGGUUUUGUCCGCACCGGUGGCCUCUUUGGGUCCUGAGUCAGACAAAGAAACCCUGACAUGACAAAUCUGCUGUUGUACGAACGUUGAGAGUGUCCGGAUCUUUCAGAACCGCCGGCCGGCAUCGCGAGCGGACAGAAGUUCCCCACUUUGGAUGGAGGAGAGUUCAUCAUCGCUCAUAAACCCCGCCUCCCCCCUUUUUCUCCUUCUCACCAUGGCAACAUGUGCCUUCUGUCACCCUCACAUGUCCAUUUACACAAACACUCGCACACACGCAGAGUGGACGUCCCUCGGACAGACCGCCGUCACCCUGUAGGAAAAAAAACGUCACCUGAUCAGAUACCUCAGCUUCACCAAUCCUCCCGCUUCCCAUCACCUCACGUCUGCGUGCUUCUUCUUCUUCUUCGUUGGUGUUUUUAAGUCUUCAUCAUGAUUGUUUUUUUUUUUGUUCUCUGGACACCACAUAUCACUCAGAACAAAAAAAAAACCCUUUGGAAAUGUGACACACUGACACAAGUGUUCAGAACUGGAAACCGAUGGCAUGGUGCUAUGUGAAAAACGAUGUUUUAUGUCCAUUUUUUUGUUCUUUUUGUUCGUUCUUUAGGGGUUAAAACUCUUGAAAAGAACCCGACCGGACAGCAGGUCACUGGGCUAAGCAGCUUGGCACACACAGAAUGCAUUCCUGUCCCAUGCAAGGCCUUUUGUUGCUCCCCACGGCACAAUGACACGUAGUAUUACCGCUGGAAGUCGGAUUGUUUGGCUUUUACCAGCUCUAUACAAUGCAUCCAUACAUCGGAGCUGUUCCCCUCCUGACUGGGCAACCUGAUUACCGGUUUAACGUGAAAAAAAAGAACAGGAUUGGCAUUUUCCUCCUGACCGCAUUCCUGUUCGGACGAGUCACCUUCACACGUCUGGAAGAAUACUGAAAGGAGGAACUUUGACGGAGAAGUUUGGAGGUCAGGCUGAGGAAGUACUUUUUUCGAAGCGAGAGUUACAGCCCAUCAUGAACCGACAAAAACACGAUGUUUGUACCGACCAUGUUGGCGGAUUUGUAGUCGACCAUCACGUAGAGGUCUUAAUGUAGUUGUCUGUCCUUCGUCGGCUCCAGGAAUUGAAAAUCUAAGCUGGAUCCUGAAAGAAAGUCAGUUUCCUUCUCUGCUUCAGAUGGUUAAUUGUAAAAAAAAAAAAAAAAAAAAAAGUAGUCCCAAUGAUUUAUGGGUAGCUCUUGCUGAAAAUAGGAUUAGCAGUUUUUUUUACUGAACAUCUCAAGUUUUCAAAUUAAGACGGAAAAGUCCAGGCCGUGCAAAACUGUAGGGGUCUAGUAGAAUCACUUUUAGUUGAACCCUGUCGAGCUGCAGCUCCUGAUUGUUUUAUUUCUCUAGUAUUUUUGCUGAUUAUUCUUCUUUAAAAAAAUCAAGUUUUUAUCUAAAAAGAAAUAAGAAAAAAGUCGCCCUCCAUGAGCCUGUAGGUAGAGCUUCAAAUAUUUUCAUUUAUUUGACCAAAAAUCCAAAUUUACUCUGAAAGAAAAGCAGCGUUUUCUCAACUUUAAAGCUCCUGUGAGGAUAUUUCAGUGUGAGUGACUUUGGCGCCCCCUGUGGCCACAUUGAUACCUCUGACUUCUUUGUCCUGUACAUGUUAAUUCAAAUCUUACCCAGUUUUUACGUUGAUGAUCAUCACUCCAUUUCAGUCUGUUACAUAUUUACUAAAAAUCCUCACAGGAGCUUUAAGAAGUCGGCAUUUAUAAAUAUUUGGUCAUAAACAAAUGAAAAAAACUGAUUUUAUAUCUUACAGUUGAUUCACUGCUAAAUGAUUGAGUAUAGAUCAGUCCCUGAUAUAAUAUAAAGCUGAUAGAUGAAGUAGUUAACAUGCAGAAUAACUUCCGAUCAGAGCUGGGCACAUGUCCGUUAAUCGCUAAUUAUCAGCGUUAUAUUUUCCGUUAACUUUUGACCGUUAACUCAAAUAACAAUGUUGAAGCCGUUAACAUUGAUUUAGUUUAGUUUUCUCUAACAGUGUCAUUUUUGUAGCACCUGAAAAUUGGGAGGAGAGAGUUUGUGGACGAUGUGGAUCGCGUAUUGCGAUAGUUGUUGCAACACUGAAGGAAUACUGUGUUUGUCCACAGUCAGUAAGACGGAUCACAGACAACUUGAGCUAGGUCAUUUAGAUUAAAUCUUACCUGGACUUGGACUGUGAGGAUGGUUUCUGUCGCAGCAGGAUCAGGCAUAGACAGCUGGACUUUUAACAGGUUAUAACAUUAGCUUUGAUGCUAACGUAAAAUCGUCUUUGUUAGCGGAUUAACGGUUAACGGAGUUAAGUUUUUCGUCAACUGUGCCCACCUCUGCUUUUGUUUGAGCCAUUUCAACACGCAGCCACUCUAACGAAAAAAACUGAUACUGUUAGCUGUCAUCGGUCGCAUUCGGGACUCAGAAAAAGUCGCUUUCUUAGGUAAAAAAAAAAUAAAUCCACCAGGGCGAAGAUGUAAAAGCAAUUUAUUUUGUAUUCAGAUAAAUGCUAACCUCUAACCUAGGAAUACGUUCUCAGCUGUUCUGGAGCUUUCAGUGACAUUUUGUCCUCGUCUCGGCGGGCGGAGUUAGCCUAGCUUUCUGUGACCUGCAGAUGUUGACGUCAUCCAUCUUUGCUGAAAAUAAGAGUUUAUCCCAGUGAGCAUUUCGCCGUCAAAAAAAAGUCAAAUGUUGAUUUAUGAGUGAAAGUUUUUCCAGAAAUUAUUUGAUCAUAUAUUAACACAAAGUUUUAGAUUGCUGACAUUUAAAGCGCUCUCUUCACAAUGACUCUUUAACCCAGGAUUUCCACCGCAUCCACCGGGACGGUUCCGAUCCGGAAUGGCGGCGAUUUUUACCGUACGCCAUAGGAAUCAGAAGAACUCACGGAUUCAUGUGCAAUCGCGCGAUAACAAGUUGUCUGAAGCCACAUAGGCUAACAGUAGAUUGUGUCCUUCCAGAGGAGGAAAUCUACUUCUAGACUUCUAGAAUCAGCAUCUCCUCAUCCAUGGUGUCAUUGGGGUGAAAUGACGUCUAUAAUCUUACGUCAAUAAACUAAGACAUCUUUACUUGUUCGUCCACACCCGUUAAUCUGCGCUGAAUUUAUCCGCCAUGCUCCGGCGUCCAGAAAAAAUAGAACUGUUACGAUCAGCUGUGGAGUCCGGUGAUCCGUGGUGGAACGGAAAGAAGCCGGUGGAAACCAACACGUCAACUUGAAUGGUUAUGAUCAGCUGCGAUCGGAGGCAGGUAUGGCCUUUCGUAGCCGUUCCGGAUGCGGUGGAAAUUGGGGGUUAGCGAAUAUCACACAGCCCAUAAAUCGCUAAAAAUUAAACCUUCAUCCUCCAACACUUCAAGUAACAAAUCAUCAAAAUUUAAGACUCUAAUGUAUUAGAGAUACUUCGCCGUUGGUCUGCUGACGUAGUUUAAAACCAGCUCUUUACAUAAAAUCCUGUUUUCAUCGUUAUAACUCGUUAACUUGUGAGUUAAUGCUCACUGGGAUUCUUCCGCUUAGAAACCAGAGUCCACUGAGGACCACUCGUGGAGGUUUUAGUCACUCAGCAUGAUCCUCACCAGAGAGAAAAAAGCCAUCCAAUUAAAGCUCAGGAAAAAUUACAGGUGCGAACUUGUGCUUUUUAAUGACAGCUGGGCAAAACGUCUGGUGUCGAUCAUGUGAUCUGAUUUAAAGCCUCGGAACACCUGAGGGCGCUUUCACACCUGUACCGUAUAGACGUUGUUAGAGGUCGGGGCGUUUCCAACCUUGAAUGUAAACAAAGUAACUACUCUCUAACGAGGUCAAACGCUAGACCAGUCAGACCUGGUCACACACACAGAGCUGUUCCGCCCUGUUUGCUCCUGUGUUAAUAUCUCCACUUUACCUCCUGUACGAAAGCACCUGAAGUCUCAGUUCAACGUUAGCAGAAGAGCAGGUUCUUGGUGUAGCAACAUCACAGUUUGUAAAUAUCUGUAUUUUAGUGUGCGGUGUCACAAUAAUUGACAAAUAUCCGCGCUCGAGGAGACAUUCAAGGGAAAAGUACAACGAUUCAACAUCAUAUCAGUGAAUAAAUCCAGCUACAGGUGUGAAAGCAGCCCCAAAGUUACAUUCUGUUUUUAAACCGCAGAUUUAAAGGAAAAUAACAACCUAUAAACAUCGUCUUCGAAACUAUCUACUCUUUUCUAAAAACAGUCGUAACCAAAAAGAAGUCGGACAAGACGCGAGACUGCUGCCUUACAGAGAGAACAGUGACUCGAAUGGUUUUAAGGUUUUAUUCACUUUGGUUAAAUUAUGUUUUACACUGGACUGGAUUCGAUCAGAUUACGUCCAUCGUCACUCCACCAUGUUGUGAUAUUUUGGAGUUUCUCUUGGGGAAGUCUGGAUCUUUUAAGAGGCGAAGAUGUUCCUCAAUCAUAAUAAUAAUAAUCAUCACAGUAAAGUGAGUGAUAUAUUUAAAUACGUUUCAAAAAGCAGCUGUAGUUGGAGGGUUGAAACUCAGACGAGGUUUUCCAGAGCUUCAAGAACCAGAAUCACACGGCACAAAUAAUUAGAAUCAAUUAAUUAAAGCAGUAAUGAUCAGAACAGGAAGAGUAGCAGCAGCAGCAUGAAUCACCUCUGCAUACAUCAUGUUUGACUUUCCCUCUCUGCUCUCUCCUCUGAGGACACCUUCUGGUCAGAAAUGGAACUGCAUGCAGGGACAACUUGUGUGUUUCCAUUGUUUUCAGAAAAAUGUUUUAGGAUCUGCAGAGUUUCGACAAAUAACCUGUCCAGUUUUUUACAUUUAAAUGAGCUAAAAAUGAGCGACACAGUAACGAAAAGUAGGAAUCUGUGCUCAUCCUUCCCCUGCCAAAAAACAGUGAAGAAGAAGAAAACUUGAGGCGUGUUUUCAGUCCUGAACAUGUUCGAGACGGUAGAUUAGAGACGCACUCUUCUUUGACAGAACAACAAAUGUCCAGUAUGGGUCUGUGUAACGAAUCUCCGAGAAACUCAUCCACCACUUCUGUAUUUUUGUGCCUACAUUACCGUGAAAAUGCUGUUUUUCUUUGUGUUUGUGGUGCUUCUGCUCAGCUGGGGCCACAAAUGACGGAAUACUGACACCACCUCUCCAUACUUAGUGUGUUCAAAGUCAAAGUCAAAGUUCAGACUUUCACCUCUUCAGUUAAUUUCAUCGGAUGUAAUUUAGUAGAAGAUCAGGCUCGAAAAAUCCAUUUUUUUUACCAGGUGUAAACAUCCAAGAAAAACCAACUUUGUUUCAUGUAUUUUGAAGGAUUUCUCACCACAGACCUAAAGUGUCUGAAUUAUUAAUGUGCAGAAGAAGAAGAGAUCUGAAACCUGCUUUCCUUACGCUCCCAAACAGCAGGUGGUGUCAGUAUUUCAUCCUCAUGCUGUUGAUUUUGUCUGAGUCUACUGAUUCUCCUGGGCUGAAGUCCAGGAUUUCACUGUCACUGGUGUUUCAAACCCUCACUCCUCUCACCUCCUCUUCAGGAUGGAGGAGCGGUUUACCUCCACCUGUCUUUUUUUUUUUUUAUGUAGUGACGUGGGGUCGUCUCCAGACUACAGACAGAGACUGAUUCUGGAUCAGUAUGAGCUCCUUCAGGCAGUUGUUAGGUAGAAUAUCUGAGUUUACUUUAUUCAUCUCCUCCUCCUUUUUAAAAAAAGAAAUAAAUCAGUAUUGUAUUUAUUUUAAAUAGACAGUGUUAUGACUGACUGAAAGGCUACACUGGUGAGAGGCAACAUGUAGAUUUGUGGACGCACUGUUUACAAAUGCCUUGGAUACUUGACUUCUGUCAAUAAAAAUGUGAAAAAUAAUAAAACAGUAUUACAAAAAGUCA